Molecule: messenger RNA, 3082 nt
Organism: Frankliniella occidentalis (western flower thrips)
Lineage: Eukaryota; Metazoa; Arthropoda; Insecta; Thysanoptera; Thripidae
Exons: 5
Coding region: 28-2982 (984 amino acids)
Source: RefSeq, a predicted model, not a curated record
UCAUUAUUUGUCGAUUGGAUAUUUAAAAUGGAAAGCGAUGACGAAGAAAAAAUGUCUGCAAGAGAUAUGCGAGCACUGUCAUCCUAUUUACGUGAUGAAGACGCGGAGGACGAUGUCGGAGAUAUUUUAAAUACAAGUGCCUUAACCCUAGGAUCUCAGCAGGAUAGGGCUAAUUUAGUUUUGGGGCCUUCUUCACUACCAAUGAAACGUCCACGACAUGAUUCAGAAGGUGAACAACAGAGUAGUCAAACUUUCCGUAUCAGUGACGUAGAAGUGCCAGCUGUUGCUGACAUCCACAUUCCAGAAGUUCUGACACCUCUCCCUGCACCCCCAAUUCCAGAGCGACUAGUUGGUCAACAAAUUUCGUACCCACACCAGUCAGUACAUAAUCCGCAGUCAAGCUGUCAGCAAGAAAGAAGCUCAACACCAGUUCCUUGUCCAACCAUUAAAAGAGUACAAGAGAGCUGUCUUGAGAGAAUACCAAGUUCUUCACUGGGUUUUGUACCUAGCGUACAGCAAGACAACGCAAGUGGUGAUGAGAAUCAAAUUUUAUGUGAUGAUAUUCUUGCACACACGUCUUUCAGAAUUGAAGAGGAAAGUCUCUUCGGGGAAGAAUACUUUUGGGAUUAUCGGGAUGUGGAGGAUAAUUUUCAACUGACAAAGCCACCUGGACCACACUUUAUACAGGAAGAAAUUAUUGAGGAAGAUGAGGCACAUGAUGAGCCAACAGCGGGGUGUGAUCAAGGGAUACCUAUCUACCCUGGUGCCAGCAUUAAUAUGUUAGAGAGUCUAACCUCAAUACUGUCGUUUGUUCAGUCUGAAAAAAUUAGUGGUGUAGGUCUUGGGCGCCUUCUGUCACUUAUUGAUCUACAUCUGCCGCAGCCAAACAAUUUCUACAAGAGUAGCCAUUCUGUCUCAAAAAUGUUGGAAACUUUAGAUGAGCCCGUGCUGAUGCACUAUUUUUGCAGUGUGUGCUACAAAACUAGAGUCAGUUUGUCUGAUCUAUGUGACAGUUGUACUGAUCCAGCUCGUUAUGUGCACUACUUUCUUACUUUUCCUUUGGCUGCCCAGUUAUCACGUUUUUUAAUGAGGCCAGAGUUUGUACAAAACUUACAGCACAAACUUACUAGAGAUAAGCAAAACCCUGAAAAUAUAGAGGAUAUCUAUGAUGGUGAAAUUUAUAUGCAAACUGAGGCUCAAAAUGUCACUGUUAAUGGCAUUUCCAUCACUCUGAUGUGGAAUACUGAUGGCGUGCAGAUUUUUAAAUCAAACACUUAUUCCUUAUGGCCAGUUUAUAUGGUAGUAAAUGAACUUCCUCCAGAAAAACGAUUUCUGAGUGAAAAUCUGCUGAUAGCAGGUCUCUGGGGUAGUCUUGUUAAACCUCACCCCAAUGUGUACUUAUUGCCAAUCUACAAGGAUCUUGUGCCUUUACAGAAUGGAGUUCUAAUGGAUGUUUGUGGAGAAUCAGAGAAACAAAGGGUAGUUGUGAAAACUGUUUGUGGAACUUGUGACGCGCCAGCUACUUCCUUAUUCAUGAACAUGAAGGGGCAUGCAGGAUUUUAUUCCUGUCCUAUUUGCUUUAUUAAAGGAGAAAAGCCGGGGGAUGCAACAGUUUUUCCUUAUGCUGAAGAUGUACCACUUAGGGAUUUGCAAUCCUAUAAAAACCAUGUCAAGUUAGCUGUUCAAAAUAGGAUUCUCCUUAUGUCUACUGUGCGGAAUGAGGAGCGGUACUGUGGUAUCAAAGGACCAACCAUUUUGUCAGAUAUGUUAGAUAAUAUGUUUUCAAUGAUGUCAAUCGACAGCAUGCACUGCAUCUAUCUUGGUUUAAUGCGGCAAAUGCUGCGACUGUGGUUUGACAAAGAUUUCAAACAUCUGCCAUUUUCAUCACAUGUUCAAAGUUCUACAAUCAGUGCACGUUUGUUGAGUUUGACACCACCUCACUUUCUUCAGAGGUUACAUCAACCUGUGGAAAAAUUGGUACAUUGGAAGGCCUCAGAAUUUAGGUCAUUCUUAUUUUAUGUGUCAUUAGUCCUUUUGCAGGGUGUGUUAAAGCCUCAUGUCUACAACCACUUUGCUUUGUUUGUAAAGGGUGUUGCUCUCCUGAACUCCUCAAGCAUUAGUCCCUCUGACAUAGUGACAGCUGGCACCCUGUUAAGGCAGUUUGUGCAGGAAUUUCAAGUUAUUUAUGGUGUUGACAACAUGUCCCACAAUGUGCAUAUGUGCACACAUUUAGAUCAUGUGGUUCGACUUCUGGGUCCAUUGUGGGCUACAAGUUGUUUUCAAUUUGAGGACAUCAAUGGCAGACUUAAAAAUCUAAUUCAUGGUACUCGUCACGUUGGUUUGCAAAUUCAUUCUAAACUGUCUCUUAUGACUUCUCUACCACUAAUGGUCAGGCAGUUGAGGGAAGGCCCAGCAAAGAUAUACUGUGAUAAUUUAAGAAGAAAAUAUAGACUUAAAGUAGCUGAUAUCAUUUCGCCUGGUGUUUAUUGUGUUGGAUCCCUGUCUGAUAUUAGUCAUGAUUAUGUUUGGAUUUUUGCUGUUCUAAGAGAGAGAGAAUUAUUAUCCCCAAAUUGUAAAAUUUUCAUGUUUGAUAGACUUUUAAAGGAUCGCCUACUUUACGUUUCAGCAAAUUACAAUCGUGGUGAAAGAGAUUCUUCCUACUGUAAAUAUCAAGUGGAAAGUAGUUGUAAGUCUGGUCAUAUCAAGUUCUUUGUCAAAGUGUCAUGUGCAUGUGUUCAAAAGUGUUCUUGUUCCUUUCCUACAAAAUAUAUGGCUAUUAUCAAACCUGUACCUGUGGUGCCAUUCCAAACUGAGUCAGUUACUGUUCAUCAUAUUUUUAAAGUUGAUGCUUCUCAUGUGCAGGAAGAAUUUUUUAAUGUUGAUGUUGUAGAUAUAUAUGAUUUGAAAACUGUCCUGUACAAACUAGACUGCUUAGACAUUGUAUACCUUGCUGAGCCACUCAAUAAAUUUGAGUUGGAGUAGUUGUGUGCAUUUUGCAAGAGCCUGGUGCUGAAUUGUUUUUUCAGUUAUUUACAUUGGCAGGUAUAAUGUCCACAAUAAAAACAAAGACUACUGUAAAAAA